CGUAUCGUAUCACUUCCUCUUAAUCGCCAUCAUGCAGCCCCUUCAAGCCGAUAUGGAUAUCGACAUGCUCGUCCCCAACGAGGAGGGUAUCACACCCGAGGAGCGUGAGCAGAGGAGAAAUGCGAUCAAGAAGUUCAUGGAGAGGAAGAAAGUUGCCCAAUUGACGGAACAGCUCCGCAUGCGUCUCUCCUACGCCUCUUUCAAAGCAUCACGAGGCUAUUCCGCUCUCCCGUUCAGCAAGCUCGACCCCCUCGUAGACCAGGAGAUAGCCGCCCGCUCCCCUUCACCCAGCAUAUCUAGCACCAUGAGCGGCGCCUCUCUGAACGGGCGCACCGGUGCAGGAGGUAAGCGCUCGCGCGCGCGCCCAAAUUCCUAUACUGCAGGUGCCACACACCCAUAUGUUCCUCCGACUGGCAUCGGCCUGGGCAUGAAGCACUUAAACUUGUCCGCCUCAGCUGGUGCCUACCCCGCGCUCGACAGUUUCCCAAGAGACGCUACCGGACUUCCGGCUCCUGGAUCGCUCUACAUGGCCCUCUUCGGCAGUGCCCCACUAGGCUCGAACGGGUUCUCACCAAUCAAACAUUCUCCCUCUGUUGACUACUCGCCCAAGAGUUCCAGCUUUGGCUCGGGCUCAAGCGGCAGCGGCACCGGCACCGGCACUCGCAGGAAACGCACUUCCGGCGCAGCGGGCAGCCUCCCACCUCCCAACAGUCCAAGGAAGCACAGGCGCACGACAGGGAGCGCGAGCUUCUCCCACCCGCCGCGUAACUCUUCCGGGCGCGCGCUCCAACAAGAGGCUGAAGCAGCUGCAAUCCUCACAAGCUUCCUCAGUUCACAGGAAUCAGCCGCCUCCCCCAUAGGCACACAAAGCCAAUCAACAAAGGUCAACGGAUCGAGCCUGUCCCGUACCUCUUCCACGAGCUCCUCAGGCCCCAAAGGAGGGCUAGGAGCACCUUUCUCCGUAUCGGAGAACAGCCAGCCUCCUUCUACCCCGCCCCGUGCGUCCACUUCCCAGCCAGCGAUGGACGCCGCGGAGACCUUAGUGUACCUCGCGACAUCCCCCUCUCCUGCGCGGCCACCAAAAUCCUCCAAUACCUUCUCCGGCCCCGGGCGCGUACUCUUCCCUCCAACAACCCCAAUACAAGCACAUCAGAGGAGUCAGAGCACCCCGAACGGGAGCGUUAACGGGAACGGGACUGCCCUGGGAAACCAGGGCACGCCUUUCGGCUUCUCGUUCAGCGAUUUUGUGAACGUUAGUCCGAGCCCGGCACAGCCGUCGGCAAGCGCGUUUAGGGAGGAGGGAAAGGGGUUGGCUCCCCCUCCAGGUAUAUACUAA
Dacryopinax primogenitus is the source of this 1336-nucleotide messenger RNA. RefSeq lists its product as uncharacterized. The coding region runs from base 32 to 1336 and encodes 434 amino acids. The record is from RefSeq and is a predicted model, not a curated record. The transcript has 2 exons. NCBI's taxonomy places the organism in Eukaryota, Fungi, Basidiomycota, Dacrymycetes, Dacrymycetales, Dacrymycetaceae.